UCUCUGGCUGCUUCUCCAGCUCGGCUCUGAUUGAUGUGCGAAGUCUGAGGCUUCAGCCAGAGGUCGAGGAAUAAAUAGAUGCCGCUGCGUCCCAGGGCAGCGCACAUUGGGAGAGAGGAGCCGAAGGGGCGGGAGCGGCGCUCGGGGAAGCUCGUGGGACUCCACGAGGGGACUCUGACCCGGCCACGCGGAGAGGAAGGAGAGGCUCCGGAUCGAUCGAUCCCCGUGUCUGCUUCCACCGGGCGGGAGGAGACCUCGGAGCUGACAACUCGCUGUCCCGCCGGAAUCAUGCUGCUGCUGCUGCUGCUGCGGGCCGGGCUGCUCGCCCUGGCUGCCCUCUGCCUGCUCCAGGUGCCCCGAGGAGCCCGGGCAGCAGCCUGUGAGCCCGUCCGCAUCCCCCUGUGUAAGUCGCUGCCCUGGAACAUGACCAAGAUGCCCAACCACCUGCACCACAGCACCCAGGCCAAUGCCAUCCUGGCGAUCGAGCAGUUCGAAGGUCUGCUGGGCACCCACUGCAGCCCCGACCUCCUCUUCUUUCUGUGCGCCAUGUACGCGCCCAUCUGCACCAUUGACUUCCAGCACGAGCCCAUCAAGCCCUGCAAGUCGGUGUGCGAGCGCGCGCGGCAGGGCUGCGAGCCCAUCCUGGUCAAGUACCGGCACGCGUGGCCCGAGAGCCUGGCCUGCGAGGAGCUGCCGGUGUACGACCGCGGCGUGUGCAUCUCUCCCGAGGCCAUCGUCACCGCCGAGGGGGCAGACUUCAGCAUGAACCAAAAAAAUUGCUUAUAACAAAAUUGUAUUUUUUCAGAACGCUGCAAAUGUAAGCCAAUUAGAGCUACACAGAAGACCUAUUUCCGGAACAAUUACAACUAUGUCAUUAGAGCUAAAGUCAAAGAGGUGAAGACUAAGUGCCAUGAUGUGACUGUAAUAGUGGAGGUGAAGGAGAUUCUCAAGGCAUCUCUGGUGAACAUUCCGAGGGACACUGUGAACCUCUACACCAGCUCUGGCUGCCUGUGCCCUCCACUCCACGUUAAUGAGGAAUAUAUCAUUAUGGGCUAUGAAGAUGAGGAGCGCUCCAGGUUACUCCUAGUGGAAGGCUCUAUAGCUGAGAAAUGGAAGGAUCGACUUGGUAAAAAAGUGAAGCGCUGGGAUGUGAAGCUCCGUCACCUUGGACUGAGUAAAACCGACUCUGGCAUUGGUGAUUCCACGCAGAAUCAGAAGUCUGGAAGGAACUCCAACCCUCGGCCAGCACGCACCUAAAACCCAAAUUGCACAAAUAACAUCAAUGGACUUUCCGUGAAGACUUGCAUUGCUGGACUGGCAAAGGAAAAUUGCACUAUUGCACGGCAUAUUCUAUUGUUUACUACAAAAAUCAUGUGGUAAUUCAUGACAUUUCUCUUUCCUUUUUGUUUUUAAUCCCACCUUUUAAUGGCCUGGGGUUAGAGCCUUAAAUAAUAUUGUAUGUUUUCUAUUUUACUAAAUGUGGGGAAACUGAUCUUUUGCAAUAAUAGUAAAUUAAACAUGCUGAUCCCAGGACCUCUUUGCUCGAGUUCCCAGAUGUUAAUUUUGUUUUCUGCACUCAGAUUGGGAAUGUAACAGUGAUGUAAAGAGAGAUUUCUGGUAUACAAAGAAAGCUAGAUAUGCUGUGAAAUAGUCUCUUGCUGAUCUAAUUACAGUGUAUGCCUUUGGGCAUUCUCCUUAUGCUUAGAAAGUUCUAAAUGUUUAUAAAGGUAAGAUGGCAGUUUGAAAUCAAAUGCCGCACAGGCAAAGCAAUUAAGCACCAGGAAACAUUUAUGAGAUAAUGACACACAGGAUGACUUAUUUUCAAGAUUGGCAGGAAGCAAAAUAAAUAAAUAGUGUUAGGAGCCAGGGAAAGAACACUUUCUUGAUUGGGAAGCACAAUCAAAACCAGUAGCCUUGAAGGCAUGAACAGUAGUAGCCUUCCUCUACUGGCCAUAUGUUUGAUUUGUUCCUGAAUGCGUUAAUCAGCAGUAAGGAAGUGACUUACAAUCAGUCAUCUGCUAUUAUCACCAUAGUUCUGUAUAAUCUGAUUGUUUUCUAAACUCCUUAGUGAAAGUUUCUCUCUCAAUCUCUCUCUGUCUCUGUCUCUUUCUCCUUUCAUAAUAAAAUGGACUUGCUGUGUUGAUCAGGAAAAGAAAGUAUGUAUGCAUGUGUACCAAGGCUUUGUUUUUUCAAAGAUAUGUAGCUCUAUAAAAUGGAGUGGUUUACAGUACGGUGAAACAUGAAAAGUGUUUUCUUUUUCAAAAAUUUGGUGUGUGUGUGUGUGUGUGUGUGCGCAUGCGUGUGUGUGUUUCUAUAUUUGUGUGCAUGUGGGUUUAUGCACUCACACACAAACUUGACUAAAUUACAGGCCUGGGCACUAGUUUAGAAAUUAUUGUUUGGAUUUAUAUUGCUUAAUGCUUAGUUAAAAAAUGCCUAAUAAAAAGAAUUAUGGUGUCGGGACAGAGGUACUCUGACUUUUGAACCAAAUAUACAUUCUCAUUAUCCAAGCUGCGGUAAAACCCCCUGGGACUAUGGGAGGAAAUCAUGUUUUACUUCUUUCCUCCAGGCGGGUUCCUUAGAACAUGUGCCAAUCACUUGAAAGUCUCCUUCCCUGUGAUUUACAUGUGUGAUAUUCUAGAACCAACUUUCUAACUGGUUUGCUAAAAAUAAAAUGCAUC
Molecule: messenger RNA, 2678 nt
Organism: Dipodomys ordii (Ord's kangaroo rat)
Lineage: Eukaryota; Metazoa; Chordata; Mammalia; Rodentia; Heteromyidae
Gene: Frzb
Product: frizzled-related protein
Exons: 6
Biological process (GO): canonical Wnt signaling pathway; non-canonical Wnt signaling pathway
Cellular component (GO): cytoplasm
Molecular function (GO): Wnt-protein binding
Source: RefSeq, a predicted model, not a curated record